This is a messenger RNA of Fusarium fujikuroi IMI 58289, 1455 nucleotides long. Its product is annotated as related to mitochondrial phenylalanyl-tRNA synthetase (MSF1). Bases 1 to 1455 code for a protein of 484 amino acids. Gene Ontology annotation, cellular component: mitochondrion; cytoplasm. Gene Ontology annotation, molecular function: ATP binding; phenylalanine-tRNA ligase activity; tRNA binding. NCBI's taxonomy places the organism in Eukaryota, Fungi, Ascomycota, Sordariomycetes, Hypocreales, Nectriaceae. The transcript is spliced from 2 exons. The record is from RefSeq and is a predicted model, not a curated record. Gene Ontology annotation, biological process: phenylalanyl-tRNA aminoacylation.
AUGAGACUCUACAUCCAGGGCAUGCGGUGCCUGAGGGCUUCUGCCCCGCGACCUGUCCAGCUUCCCCGGAGCUCUAUUCUCCUACGAACAGCUUGCGCCGCGAGGACUUACUCGUCGGCACGCCCGACGGGAACUCCAGGCUCCGUGACUAUCCGCGACCAGACCAUCAAGACUGAUCCUCAAUGGUUCAACGUACCCGACAACGUCCUCGACGCCACUACAAGGAAACUUCACCUAUUGAAAGAUCACCCUGUGUCUAUCACCCGCCAGAUUAUCCAGGCCAACUUCCCUGAGCCGACGUUCAAGUAUCACAAUGAGUUCAGCCCUGUGGUAUCAACAGCCCAGAACUUCGAUUCGCUAGGAUUUCCCGCGAAUCAUCCCGGUCGCGCCCUGUCCGAUACAUAUUACUUGAAUAGCGAAACACUACUGCGAACACAUACGAGUGCUCACCAGGCCGACACAUUCCGAGCUAACGAGAGCGCGGGGUACCUUGUGUCUGCCGAUGUAUACAGACGGGAUGCCAUUGACCGCAGUCACUAUCCUGUGUUCCAUCAGAUGGAGGGUGCAAUGUCAUGGGAUCGUACUAAAGUUCCUAAUGGCGAUGUUGCUACUGCGGUAUGGAAGGACUUUGAGAAGCUACCCAUUCAUGGGGUCAAGGUCGAUGACCCAAACCCUCCUAUGCAUCCUGAGACAAACCCUCUCCAAGAUGCUCACCACACAGCUGCUGAGGCUGAGGCUAUCGGUGCUCAUCUCAAGAGGUCAUUAGAAAACAUGGUCGUCGAUAUCUUCUCCCGGGCCAAGGCUACUGCGAUCAAAGAUGACCCCAACUUCGUGGAUGAGCCUCUGCAAAUGCGAUGGGUAGAAGCUUACUUCCCCUUUACCAGCCCCUCAUGGGAGCUGGAGGUCUACUAUGCCGGCGACUGGCUCGAGGUCCUGGGCUGUGGUGUGGUCAAGCAGGAUAUCUACAUCAACGCUGGUGUACCUAACCAACUGGGUUGGGCUUUUGGCAUUGGCAUCGACCGCAUUGCCAUGCUUCUCUUCAAGAUCCCCGACAUUCGCCUCUUCUGGUCAAAAGACAAGCGCUUCCUAUCCCAAUUCGAGGGCGUGACCGACAAUCUCGACAACCUGAAGCGCUUCGUCCCCUUUUCCAAGUAUCCUCCCUGUCCCAAGGACGUGUCCUUUUGGCUUAGCUCCACGACAGCAGCAGGUGGCAACACCAAGGGCACAUUCCAUGAAAACGACGUUAUGGAAAUUGUCCGUAACGUGGCGGGUGACGUGGUCGAGGAUGUGCGCCUGAUCGAUGAGUUCACCCACCCCAAGACGGGCCGCAAGAGCAUGGCGUAUCGAAUUGUUUACCGCAGCUUGGAGCGGACUCUGACUAACGAUGAGGCCGUAGCUUUCCACGAGGAUGUGCGCAAAGCCUUGGUCAAGGAGCUGGGCGUUGAGCUUCGAUAG